AAAUCAGCCAAUUGGAUGCCACUACGACAGACGGACUACGCAAUGCAGCUGCGGGCACGGCACAUGCGCUUCCAGCAGCGACGAAAAUCUAGGUUACAAGCCUGCGCAGUGCACAUAUCAGUCAGUACUGGGAAUGCGUUGCUGAGGCGUUUUUAACAGAAGUCUAGCGUUGUCGUUAAAAGCUAAUACCUUCUUUUUUAUUGUUGGGAUUCUUCAAGUUCCAAAAUUCCUUCAAAAAUCAAACAAGGCGGGCGGGAAGUGUCUGUAAGGGGCAUUCUCUCUGAGGGACCUUCUCUGACCCAAGGGAGUGAGAGUCGUCUUGUUGGGGGACCUUCUCUCCUGUACAGCCUCAACUGGGGGUUUGUACUCAACGCAGAACCGCCCUGGGUCUGAUAGCACGCCCUCUGUUCUUGACAGGCCUCUUAGCUAGUACCUUCAUCACUUUCAUCUAUCAUCAAACCUGACAGACAGAGGGAUCAAAUAUUUUUCCACAUAAAUAUGUUGCUUCGUGACUUCAAGAUUCAAUUAUUCAAUGAAGACUUCAAUAUCAAGAAGAUCCUUGAGGAAAUCAUCCAUAUCCAGGGACAGGAAGAUGCCUUUUAUGUUGUCGAUAUCGAUGAUCUGGUGAAGAAACACAAGAACUGGUGUGACAAGUUGCCACGUGUUCAGCCAUUCUAUGCUGUCAAGUGCAAUGAUACUCAGGCCAUGCUGGAGAUUCUGGCAGCGCUGGGAGUGGGAUUUGACUGUGCCUCCAAGGCAGAGAUUCAGAAAGUGAAAUCAUUGGGAGUUUCUAGUGACCGGAUCAUAUAUGCCAACCCAUGCAAGACCAAUUCAUACAUCAGAUAUGCUGCCUCUCAGGGGGUGACCUGCAUGACCUUUGACAAUGCAACAGAGCUCUACAAGAUCAAACAGAACUUUCCAUCAGCUGAGCUUGUCCUAAGGAUCAGAUGUGAUGCCAAGGAAGCCCAAUGCCCCCUUGGUUCUAAAUUUGGAGCAAUCCCUAGUGCAGUCCCAGAACUUCUGACUGUUGCUCGAGAACUUGGACUCAAUCUUAUUGGAGUCAGCUUCCAUGUGGGAUCUGGAUGUGCUGAUGUGACUGCAUACUCCAAUGCCAUUUCCUCUGCCAAGGAGGUGUUCACAAUGGCUGCACACAUGGGUUUCCAAUUCAGGCUGCUGGACCUGGGUGGGGGUUAUCCAGGCCAUCACAAUCAUGGCUUUCCUACUUUUGAUCAGUUGGCUGAUUCCAUCAAUGAUGCACUUGAUGAACACUUCCCACGGGGGUGUGGAGUAAGAAUUAUUGCAGAGCCUGGGCGCUACUAUGUCUCAUCUGCAUUCACACUUGCUACUUGCGUCAUUGCAAAACGCGAGGUGCUGAAUGAUACCAGUCAGGGGACAAUGUACUAUACUAAUGAUGGAGUUUAUGGGAGUUUCAAUUGUCUGCUAUACGAUCAUGCUGCAGUUCAGAUGAAAUCAUUGAAGGAAUACCAGGAGAAGGACUGGUGCAUGCCAAGUUCAAUCUGGGGUCCAACAUGUGAUUCUUUGGAUUGUAUCCUCAAGCGUGUGCUCAUGCCAUCAAUGGAUGUAGGGGAUUGGCUGUAUUGGCCAAACAUGGGGGCAUAUACCUGCUCUGCUGCAUCAACAUUCAAUGGCUUCCCACGACCCGAGUUCCAUUAUGUGGCAUCUGAGUUCACAUGGUCCUACUUGGCUGACUUACUGGCAGUCUGCUUCCAUGAAGAUGUGGAAGCAUCUUCUGUGGAUGAAGAUCUUGCAGCUUGCUUGAAACUUCCAUCUCCUUCUGCUACUCUGCGGAUCCUGUCCAUCGAAACUACAACCACUCCUUCAGAGAAUGAUAUUGAAACUGAAACUCUCCUACCAAUUGAGCUCCUAACAAUUGCAUCAUAAUUCCUUUUUUUUUCUUACUUUUUUUUUCUCAUUUAAUUGCUUGGGCUGAUUUUCAUAUCUUCUCUUUCCUUCUCAGUGCUCUAUUCCUUGAUUUAUGUGUAUUUGCAUUAUUGCUGCCAUGGUAUGAAGGACUUCCAACACCAUGGCACCUAUCAUGUCAAUGUUACCAAUCCACAUUAUUGCAUGCCUCUUUCGUUUUCUCCUUUUCAUUUACUCUGUACUCCACACUUAAGGGAAGAAUCCCUCCAGCUGCCUUUCAGAUGGGUGGUGGGUGUUAACUAUUAGGACUUUUUCAUUAGGCCUAUAUCAUUUUGGGGAUUUUGGAGUAGUUGGACAGACUGUGAUUCCAUACUUGAUUUCUGGGGUUCAUUCUUACCUCUAUGACUUGUUUUCUUUAUCUGCUUUUUGCUUGGACUCGAUCUACUGUCUGUCAGGUUUGAUGACUCCUGAUGAAGGGUGUAGGCUAAAGAGGCCUGUUUUGAGAGGGUGUGCCAAUAUGCUUCCCUUCUCUCCCUUCUCUGUCCAUAUAAUAAAGGCUGUCAAAUGAUACAAACA
Messenger RNA from Darwinula stevensoni, 2457 nucleotides. Lineage: Eukaryota; Metazoa; Arthropoda; Ostracoda; Podocopida; Darwinulidae. The record is from the annotation of a GenBank genome assembly.